UGUAAGCUACGUCCAGACGCCAUUUCAUGCUCGCUAGUUUGUUUUCAAGGUGAUUGUAUCAUCCGCCAGCACAAUCCUUUAUGGAGCGUAAUCUACCCCGCUAAACCGACGUUGAAUGUUAUGCAUUUUUAUUAAUAAGCUCCUGUUUUUGAGGCACAGAAUUUUUUUGUACAGCGUCAAACCACUCAGACAGACAGACGGCUGUCUACCAGAAUACAGACACAAUGGAGUGGUCCCCCACCACCGCCGCCCAGAUGGCGAGCAACGUGACCAACAAGACGGACCAGCGCUCGCUCAACUCGCGCGUCUUCAUCGGCAACCUCAACACGCUGCUGGUGGCCAAGGCCGACGUGGAGGCCAUCUUCUCCAAGUACGGCAAGAUAGUGGGCUGCUCGGUGCACAAGGGCUUCGCCUUCGUCCAGUACGCCAACGAGAGGAACGCCCGGGCGGCCGUGGGCGGCGAGGACGGCCGCGUGAUCGUGGGACAGGUGCUCGACAUCAAUCUGGCCGGCGAGCCCAAGCCUCAGAGAACAGGGAAGCCGGGGAAGCGUUCAGCGGGGGACAUGUACAGCUCUUCAUUUGAUCUGGACUAUGAGUUCCAAAGGGACUACUAUGAUCGGAUGUACUCCUACCCGUCCCGAGUGGCUCCGCCCCCUCCGCCGCCCCCGCCGCCGCCGCCGCCGCUGUCCCGGGCCGCCGUGCCCUCCAAGCGGCCCCGCGUCAGCAUGAGCUCGGGGGGGAGCCGUCGCGCCAAGACCCCCAGCUUCUCCUCGUCCAAGAGCUACCAGAGGCCGUCCCGAGCAAUCAGACUAGACGACCUGCAGACCAUCAAGAGGGAGCUGAGCCAGAUCAAACACAAGGUGGACUAUCUGCUUGAGAGCCUGGACCGCAUGGAGAAGGACCACGGCAAGAGAUCC
Molecule: messenger RNA, 917 nt
Organism: Gadus macrocephalus (Pacific cod)
Lineage: Eukaryota; Metazoa; Chordata; Actinopteri; Gadiformes; Gadidae
Product: heterogeneous nuclear ribonucleoprotein C-like
Exons: 8
Cellular component (GO): nucleus
Molecular function (GO): RNA binding
Source: RefSeq, a predicted model, not a curated record